Molecule: messenger RNA, 1156 nt
Organism: Parasteatoda tepidariorum (common house spider)
Lineage: Eukaryota; Metazoa; Arthropoda; Arachnida; Araneae; Theridiidae
Source: RefSeq, a predicted model, not a curated record
CUCUGGGUCUCGAUGUGCAUAGCGAAAAUGAGGAGACAAAAACUUUCUUCAAUGCAAUCGAGAAGUUUAGUGAGGUUACUCAAUUCAAAAUAACUAGACCUUGGAUAAUUUUAGACGUCCUAUACAACCUGAUAUUUCCAGCAGCAAAUGUAAAUACUUACAUAAGUAUUGUCCACAGCUUCUUCAGAAAGUUAUUAGCGGCAAAGAAAAACAGAGUUUUAGCAUCAAGAAAAUCAACAGAAAUUGCGGAUGAUGGACUGAAAGAGGAUAAAAAACAAGACCAUCAGGUUUUUGGAGCAAAGAAACGCAAAGCGUUCAUGGACUUGUUGUUGGAUCUUCAUUUCAAAGAUGCAUCUUUUACCGAAGACGACAUCAUUGAAGAGACUGUUAGCUUUUUCACUGGGGCGAAUGUUACAUUGGGAAUCACACUUUCACACAUAUUUUAUUGUCUUGGAUUGUACAAAGAUGAACAAAAGAUAGUUCAAAAUGAAUUGGAUGAAAUUUUUGGAAAUUCCAGCAGAGAUAUUGCAGAAGAAGAUCUUCGGUCUAUGACAUAUUUGGAGUGCUUUAUUAAGGAAACUUUGCGCCUAUAUCCCUUGACUUACAUAUCUAGAGAAGCUCCUGAAGGUCUCAAAAUUUAUGAUUAUGAUGUACCGAAAGAGAGCAUUGUUGUGAUCUUCAUCCAUAAGCUACAUAGAGAUCCUGAAGUUUUUCCAAAUCCUGAAAAAUUUGAUCCUUCUAGAUUUUUUCCAGAAAAUUGCAUUGGGAGAUCCCCAUAUGCAUUCAUUCCGUUCUCAGCAGGUCCAAGGAAUUGCAUAGCACACAGAUUUGCAAUGAUAACUCUAAAAACAUUGGUUGCUAAUGCUCUGAGACAUUUUGACAUAUUUUCAAUGGAUGAAAGAGAUAAGAUAGAUGGUAAUUCAAUGCCAGAUGAAAAGAAUUUUGGAUACUCCAUACGCAUGAAGUUGAAGCCAAGGACUGUAGCUGCCUAACAAUUUCUUGUAAGAAAAGUUUUAAGAGAAAAAAAGAGACAAAAUAAGAACUGUAUAACGCUAUUGAAAAUUGCUUUUCAUGUUUUCAUAAUGCUCGAUGAAUUAAUAAAUAAGAAAUUUCAAAUUAAUAAAAUAUUACCUAAAGUGAAAUUCAAUAUCCUUCU